AUGUACAGGCAGGACACCGGUAAUGCCAGCGGUGAUUCCAGUGAUUCCAGCGGUGAAUUUCUGACUAUUGAUGAAAUCACCAAACUGGCGGCAGUUCGGCAGAGUCUCCAAUCAUCAGCAUUAUCAGGAUGCAAUCCUCCGAAAAGGGCAUCCUUCAGCGCUCAAGAUGGUGGAAAGCAACAGAUUCCACUUCCGGAUGGAGCACCUCAACCGGGGGCGUACGCAGGAGCUCCUGGUGAGGGUCUGCAGAGAACCCACAGACCCAGUUUCGCUCUACUUGGGGUAGCUGCUUCAUCAGUACAUGUAGAAGCAAUGAAAGACCACAGUGAUUACAACGAGGAUGGAAGUCUUGCGUCCGUUGUUGAGGAGGGAGAAGUGCACAAGGCCUCAGAGUCAAGCCAAGUCACUUCUGCUGUGACUGUUGCUACCACCACCAUCACCAAUAGGCGGAUUCUGCAACAAUGCAAUCAUACGAAUAGUGCAGAGAUGUCUGUAAAUGAUGUCUUCACAUGCGAGGACAGCAGCAGUGGAUUGGCGGUGGCAGAGGCGGUGGAAGAGGAAGAUGACAUGCCACGGCAACACGCUGCUGAGUUUGACAUGGACGAAGCGCAACGGAGAAAGAAAGAAUCCAUGAAUCACUUCAAAACAAGGAUUUUCUUGGCAGUCAUUCUUUUCAUUGCUGUUGUCAUGGUUUGCAUUGCAAUGGUGGUGGUCAAGAUAGAAGAUGCACACAAGAAGUCAGGAUCACAGCCUUCCAUGGAGACACCCGCCAAUAGUUCAGCUUCGCGUCAACCAUCUACCAUGGAAGAUGCUUUGCUGGAUCUUUUCCCACAGGAAACAGUUCAGCUCAUAAUGGGAGACCCUCAGUCAUCCCAAUCCCAAGCGUUCCAAUGGCUACUGGAUGAUAUUAGGGAUACCCAAGGAUCUGUGUCAGAAGACCGAAUCAAGCAACGAUUUGCUUUGGCCACAGUCUACUUUGGCACCAAUGGAGACUCAUGGACCAACAAUGAAAGCUGGCUCAUCCACAACAUUCACGAGUGUGACUGGUUUACAAAACCAGACUACUCACACCGACAGGAACUCUCCAAUUUGUAUCCUGGGCUGCUCACGGAGUUUGAAACUCCGGCUUCCAAAUGCAGCAGUAAUGGACUCUACCAGCACUUGUGGCUAGACAGCAAUCAUCUCGUUGGAAGUCUACCCAAUGAACUUUACAUGAUGACAUCACUCCUAUCCAUGUCGGCUGGAUUGAAUCGGCUACGUGGGACCAUCUCAACCCAGGUUGCCCAACUGACCCAGCUGACACAUUUGUCCCUGUUCUACCUGGCAGAAGUUGUAGGACCCAUACCCUCGGAACUGGGUCUCUUGACUGGACUCAGAGGAAUCGGACUCAACAACAAUGGUCAUACAGGGACGAUUCCAUCCGAGCUGUGGCAGCUCACAAAUAUGGAGACUGUUGUGGUGAUGGAGAACCCUGAGCUUCAUGGCAUCAUCCCCACCGAGAUUGGGAAUUUCCACAAGCUGAGGUGGUUCAUCAGCUCUGGUAUGCAUCUCACAGGCACCAUUCCUACCGAGGUUGGCAGGCUGAAAAAGCUUGAAUGGAUUACAUUGAAUGCAAACAAGUUGACUGGAACAGUGCCAUCUGAGUUUGGAACACUGCCAGAGGUUCUGUUGAUUGAGUUGUUUGGUAACGCAUUGGUUGGGAGUUUGCCCACUGAGUUUGGACACCUAACAUCACUUACAAUGUUCAAGGCUGGUGGUAAUCGCUUAUAUGGCUCCAUUCCCAGUGAAUACGGUCAUCUGACAUCGAUAACCCGAGGACUUGCCCUUCAGAACAACAGCCUCACAGGUACAAUCCCAACUGAGCUGUCCAGGCUGACUUCUUUAGAAAAGUUGAAAUUGGAGGAGAACCAACUCUCCGGCCAAGUCCCCAGUGAAUUCGGCAAGCUAACCAGUGCUGGCCUGCUGGAUCUUUCCCAAAACUUACUAUCAGGGACUGUUCCUCAAGAGCUAUCCACACUGCAACACUCUCUUCAUACAUUGCACUUGGAAGGGAAUGCCCUGCUUUCUGGUAUCUGGCCCGAGUCCCUCUGCAGCAUCCAUGGCACCUGCAAGGUCAACCCCUUGUUUCCGUGUAAGGGAAACUACGGGCUUUUCUUUGACUGUACGAGCCUCUUGUGUGGCUGUGAAUGCCUCUGUUAG
Seminavis robusta is the source of this 2199-nucleotide messenger RNA. NCBI's taxonomy places the organism in Eukaryota, Bacillariophyta, Bacillariophyceae, Naviculales, Naviculaceae. The record is from the annotation of a GenBank genome assembly.